This is a messenger RNA of Stylonychia lemnae, 882 nucleotides long. Lineage: Eukaryota; Ciliophora; Spirotrichea; Sporadotrichida; Oxytrichidae. The record is from the annotation of a GenBank genome assembly.
AUGAAUUACUCUCCAACUAGCAAUUAUGGCAUGUCUUAAUAUCUCAGCACCCAUCAUGACUCUAAGAGAAAUUCAUCUUCAAAGAAAUCUUUCAUUGUAUAGAAUCCCAAAAAAGAGUUUUUGAGCGAGGCUUUUGUUAAGAAAACCAUAGAGGAUUUGGAAACUCAAGUGAGUACUAAGGUAAAAACUUUGAGAAAGUCGCAGUACAGUCAACUUGCAAGCGUCAUUAAAUAAUCUCAAGAGUCUACUCUCAAUAACUAAAAACAAAGAAGAGGAAAGUCAGCAUCAUAUGGAGGCUAAAGACCAAAGUAUACAGUUAAUUACUCUGGCAGCCUUCAGGAGAUGACUAAGAAUCUGGUUAUAUAUGACUAGCUAUGCCAAAUUAAGAAGAAUGAGAAGGAUGAACUUGUGAAUCUGAUCAAGCAGCAGAAGCUUGACAUAAAGCAUUCGAAGUAAAAUGCUCGGUCAGCAAUCGCAGUAGAAUCUGACUUAUUCAGGGAAAGUAAUAAAAUUACCAAGGUUAUCAAGAGGAAAAAUAAUGACUGCUUCUUUUUCGAAAAGGAGAUAUCUGAGAUUACAGCAUAAAUUCCAGAGUUGAGACAAGGUAUAGAGGAGUAUAAGGCAUUGAAUGAAGAAUUAAAGAAGAGAAUUGAUUAGGAAAGAGAAGUAAUGGAGGAAGAGUAAGCAUUGAUUCCUAAGCUACUUUCUGCAAUAGAUGAAAUAUAAUACUAAAAGGACAGACUAAGCACUGAAAUAGUUAAAUAGUAAAAACUAAAAGAGAGGCUCAACUAAGAUAUCAUCAAGCUAAUAUGCGAGAGUAAUUCUCUUUUCAAAAGAACUGAAAAAAAUGUUAUGAACAAACCUUAAUAAUUUGUUUAAUGA